This is a messenger RNA of Rotaria socialis, 366 nucleotides long. The record is from the annotation of a GenBank genome assembly. NCBI's taxonomy places the organism in Eukaryota, Metazoa, Rotifera, Eurotatoria, Philodinida, Philodinidae.
AUGGUUGAUUAUUAUCAGUCUGAUCCAUUUGUGAUGUCAAGUGCAUGUCCAUAUUCAUGUGCACUCGUUAAAUUUGCCUUACGGUUAGGUGGAACAAUUGAUCCAGACUUUCUAAUUCAAUGUCAAAUAAUGGAUCCAAAAUUUCAAGCAUCUGUUGACGCAUUAAAAUCAAUACCAUUAAAAUUUGAAACACCAUCAACAUAUUUCAAUAAUCAAGAGGAUAUGUUUUUCGAUAUGGGUGCACCUAAUGCGAACGAUUUUUAUGAUUCAUGGCAGUUUAACGAAUAUAAUUCAUGGUUAGGAAGUUCUGAUCAAUGGGAUUCAACUUAUGCUGUUAAUAACGAUCUUGUUAUUGAUCUAAUAUGA